AUGUCUUUCAACAUCAACAAGAAAAAAUUCUUGAGAACACUCUUUUCAUCUAACAAAAGUUGUGGUUGCCUCAAAAUAAAACCCUCUAAUGUCCUUGAACCCUCCCUAAGACCUAAAAUCUCCAUUUACCAAAACCAAAAUAAAAACCCUAGCAGCUGCACUUCCUCCGCCACCACCGACGAUGACGAUGAUAAAGUUUUGGCUUCCAGUCCCGUUUGUGAAGCCAAAACUAUUCGUCACAACAACAAUACUAUUUUAAAAUCAGGUGCAAAGCUCGUCGAUAGCAUUGCCGUCGAGAAGGAAUCCGAGGAUCCAUACGAAGAUUUUCGAAACUCAAUACUUCAAAUGAUAUUGGAAAGAAAGAUCUACACGGAAAGAGAACUCGAAGAGCUUCUUGAAUGUUUUCUUCAGCUUAAUGCAAAGUGUCACCAUCAAGUUAUUGUUGAAGCGUUCAUGGAGAUAUGUGAAGAAAUAUUCCCUAAGAAGCUUCAAGGUGAAGGUGAAGAGUCUCAAAGUAAUGAUAAUCAAAUCGUUGGAAAGAGUUAG
Molecule: messenger RNA, 546 nt
Organism: Lathyrus sativus (Indian pea)
Lineage: Eukaryota; Viridiplantae; Streptophyta; Magnoliopsida; Fabales; Fabaceae
Source: the annotation of a GenBank genome assembly